AUGUCCGCCGCCGCUCCACGUCUCAGCGGGAUCCAACGCGACGUGCUCUCGCUGUACCGGUCAUGUCUGCGUAUGGUCCGCGCCAAGCCUCUGGACUCACAAGCCAACUUCCGCGCCUACGCGCGCGCUGAGUUCCGCGAGCACCUGGGCGUCGGCAAGAAGGACUUUGCGACGAUCGAGCACCUGCUGCGCGUCGGGCGGCGGAAGCUCGAGACGUACUCGCAACCGGGGGUGAGGAAUAUUCAGCGGUAG
Molecule: messenger RNA, 252 nt
Organism: Tricharina praecox
Lineage: Eukaryota; Fungi; Ascomycota; Pezizomycetes; Pezizales; Pyronemataceae
Product: complex 1 protein-domain-containing protein
Exons: 2
Coding region: 1-252 (83 amino acids)
Biological process (GO): mitochondrial respiratory chain complex II assembly
Cellular component (GO): mitochondrion
Source: RefSeq, a predicted model, not a curated record